Molecule: messenger RNA, 1560 nt
Organism: Cajanus cajan (pigeon pea)
Lineage: Eukaryota; Viridiplantae; Streptophyta; Magnoliopsida; Fabales; Fabaceae
Source: RefSeq, a predicted model, not a curated record
ACUCAACAAUCUUAAGACACAGCACAGCACAACCUCUUUAGUUCCUUGUAACCCUUAAUCAUUAGUUAGGACAAAACCUUUGUUUACCUGCUUUGCAGUCUCCCCCAAUUUACUAACGAGUUGGUCAAAUCUUCUCUUCACCGCUUCCUCUCUAACUGUCAUAAUCUUUUUUCUACGAAAAAAAAAUAUCUAUCUCUAACCGUUCUUAUUUCAGCACCAGUUUUCCAAUUCACUCUACUUUUCUCACACUAUUUAUUAAUUGAUUUUUUCCGCCUUUUAUUCCUUUAUAGUACAACACAGCUUAUGGACAAAGAAAAAUAUAUAAAUAAAAAAUAAGAAUUUGUUGCCUGUAAAAUUGACAGACUUGGAGAAGCUUUUUUCUCUUACAAUACCAACUAAACUAAACCUGCGGCUUCUCUAGCAGGUUUAGCUAAGCCAUGUCGGGUUUGUAUAACUCCAAUUUCUCACCAGUGAGAGCUGCUUCUAGAUUACGAGGAACUCCUGGAAUGACAAUGGACUGGCAAGUUGCACCUGCAAGUCCUAGUUCAUAUACUGUCAAGAGGAUUUUGCGCUUGGAAAUUCCAGUUGAUACAUACCCCAAUUUCAAUUUUGUCGGAAGGCUUUUGGGACCCAGAGGCAAUUCUCUGAAACGGGUAGAAGCUUCUACAGGUUGCCGGGUGUUUAUUAGGGGAAAGGGUUCCAUAAAAGAUCCUGACAAGGAAGAAAAAUUAAGAGGAAGACCAGGCUAUGAGCAUCUCAAUGAGCCACUCCACAUUUUGAUUGAGGCUGAUUUACCUGCUAAUAUUGUUGACAUAAGGCUCCGCCAGGCUCAAGAAAUUAUAGAAGAAUUGCUCAAACCUGUGGAUGAGUCAGAGGACUAUAUUAAGAGGCAACAGUUGCGGGAAUUGGCGAUGCUGAAUUCAAAUUUCAGAGAAGAGAGUCCUGGACCAAGUGGAAGUGUAUCUCCAUUCAAUUCCAGUGGAAUGAAACGAGCAAAAACUGGUCGAUGAAAGAAAGGUUUCCUUGUUGUAGAUGGGUGUUAACGUUUUACAAUACAUCUCAAUCAAAGCAGCUAUGAAAUAAUAGGCUAACAAUUAUUGCUGGCUAGCAUUCUGGUGGUUUUACAUCCCCUUUAUCCUACAUUUUACUUCUAAAACAAAAGGAGUCAAAGCUAGAAAGAUUUUUAGAAAAAAAAAAUGAUAAAAAAAUUAAUAUAAUUGGGUAUUGAGAAUAGGCGUGUUCAAAUGAGUCUUUUUGUUGUACACUUCAUACAUUUAUUAUUGGAUUUAUUCUUGCGUACGUAACAUGUGAGAAGCAUGGAAUAUAGAUGUUGUGAUGGGUGAAGCUUUAGGUCUAAGUGGAUCAAGUUUUGUGGGCAUGUGACAUGUCAAGUUCAUUGGUAUUCAAAGAUUUACCGGUUAGCAUAGGCGGAAUUCUUUUUAGUUGUUUGUCUCAAGCAUAUGUAUUCUAUUCAGUGCGGUACAGUUGAACGAUACCAUGUAUCGUUGAUGGAAAAACUAUGUUAUAUAGAAUAUAGUACAUACUUAUUUCUUGUGCGAA